Messenger RNA from Apis cerana (Asiatic honeybee), 7041 nucleotides. RefSeq names its product serine-enriched protein. Gene Ontology annotation, molecular function: protein binding. The record is from RefSeq and is a predicted model, not a curated record. Lineage: Eukaryota; Metazoa; Arthropoda; Insecta; Hymenoptera; Apidae.
AAAUACGAGCUCGAUGCCGGAGGCUUCAGGGUCAGAGGUGGCCGACGAGUCGGAUUAUUCGAUUUUCGAGAAUAAAGCCGGCUUGGCCGAGGAUAUGAAGUUUCUGGCAAGUAUGCCGGAACUAUGCGACGUGACCUUCCUCGUCGGUGAUACCAAAGAACCUAUUUGCGCUGUGAAGGCUGUUUUAGCGGCCAGAAGUAGAGUUUUUCAGAAAAUGUUUUACCAGGCACCAAGUCCACAGCGUAAAAAAGAGCCAGCACCGAAAGAGAAUAAAAUCCGCCUGUUUUUAAAGAGAAGCUCGGAACCGUUGUUGAAUCUGCAGAAUGCAGCGCAACAGCGGUCAGGGUUCGCGCAGCAGUUGGCUCCCAUACAAGAGCCGAAUCAGCAUCAUACAGUGAUCAUCGAGGAAUUUGAACCUGAUGUGUUUCGCCAGCUGAUCGAAUACAUUCAUACUGGAUGUGUGACAUUGCAACCUAGAACAUUAUUGGGAUUGAUGAACGCAGCUGAUUAUUACGGAUUGGAACAACUGAGGAAAGCUUGCACAGGAUUUGUGCAAUGUUGUAUAACAGUGGACACAGUGUGCGCUUUAUUGGCGUCAGCUGAACGAUACAUUCAGUACAAAUGUACAAAAUCUUUGGUUCAUAAGGUAUUUGAAUUUGUCGACGAACAUGGCAACGAAGUGUUGAAUUUAGGCUCGUUCACCCUUCUUCCUCAACAUGUAGUUCGUUUAAUCCUCGCUAGGGAAGAGUUACGUGCCGAUGAAUUUACUAAAUUCCAAGCGGCCUUGAUGUGGAGCAAGAAAUACUGCGACAGCAAUCAGAAUCAAGAUCUGAAGGAUGUGAUAGGCAACUUUCUGGAGUACAUUCAAUUUCACAAGAUUCCUGCAAACGUGCUUAUGAGGGAAGUUCACCCUCUGGGCCUGGUACCUUCGGGGAUCAUAGUGAACGCGUUGGCCUAUCAGGCAGACCCGACCAGUGUCGACCCCGGAAAGCUCUCCCCCCACAAAGUGAAGCACCAGGACCGUAGUCUGUCGGUGCAAUCCUCGUUGCAGGACCAAUUCGGGAGCAACACGUCACUGAGCUCGACCGGUUCAUACGAGGGGUCCGACGAGAAACAGCAUUCAGGUAAAUACGGCAUAGCGGAGCAGGAAAUACGGGAGCAGGAACAGUGGCAGAAACACAGGCAGGAAGAGGAGGAUCUGCAACGGCUGAUCGAGCAGAGGAGUCAGUAUCAAUCGAUGAGGCAGGACGAGGUGCAACGGCAGCACGACGAACAGCUGAUCAGAAGGCAGGAGGAGGAGUUGAGGAGGCAGGAGAUGCAGGAGGAGUUCGAGAGGAGGCAGAAGAGUAUGAAGAAGAAGAAGCAGGAGGAGGAGUUGAAGAGGAAGAGGGCCGAGGAGGAAUUGAAGAGGCAAAGAGAGGAAGAGGAGCAGAGGAAGAAGCAGGAGGAGGAGUCGAAGAGGCGGAAGGAAGAGGAGGAGGAACGGAGGAAGCGGAGGGAAGAAGAAGAAGAGAAGAAGAUGGAAGAUAUGGCGAAGCGGGAGGACGAGAAGAAGAAACGAUCGGAAGUGGAAUUGAGGGACAAGGAAGAAAAGGAGAAUUUGGAGAAAUAUCGAGAGGAGGAGGAUCUGAAGAAGGCAGAUCAAGAGGAAAUUCCACAGAAGAGAUUGAAAAGUGAAGAAGAUGAGAAACGGCAGGAAUUGGAGCAGAGAUUAGUGGCAACGAUUGAAGAUCGGGCUCGAGAAGAAGCAAUUGAACCAAAGGAAGAAGAAAAAUUGGAUGGACAAGUGGAAGAAGAAAAACGAGAGCAGGAAGAGUUGUUGAAACAACAAAAGGAAGAGGAGCAACGAAGAAUUCGAGAAGAAAAGAAGAUGCAAUUACAGCUGGAGGAAUUGAAGGCCCAUUGGACGUCGCAGCAGGAAGUAAUGUUGAGGAUGCAGGAGGAAGCGUUGCAACAACAGAUAGAGGAAAGAAGAUACGAGGAUCAAUGGGAGAGCAGACAAUUCCAGCAAUUGCAAUUGCAGAUAGAGGGUCGAAAACCUGAAGCGGAGAAGAAGUUGGAACAAAGACAGACAACGGAGCGAAAAAGAGGGAGGAAGAGGAAGGAGGGAAGAGUGGAGAUUAGGAUGCACGAAGCUGAAUCGCCGAAGCGCGAACAGCAACUUCAACAAUCACAACUUGCAGAUGGCGUAACUGGUUUCUACAUAAAGAUAGUUGUGAGACAGGAAGGCAGAGCCAAUUUAGUUUGGUUGUUCAAAACGCACAAAUUUUGAAUGAUUCUUGUUUCUCAAUGUCCUCUUUUUUCGAUUUGCCACUGCAAUUAAAGUUUAUAAUUAAUUGAUUAUUUUCGAGAAAGAAGAUUAUUCCAAGGUAUGACUAUCAUUCUUCAUAUCGUUUAAAUAAUUUUUAUCUCAUGAAAAAAUUUUCACUUUACGUGUAACGAAUCAUUGCCAAUCAUUUUUUUUCCUCUCUCUUUUUUUUUAAUAUGCAUUAAUAUAAUUUUUUAUCGUUGUAUUAUACACAGAUAUUUAAGAUAAGUGUAAAGAGAUGUUCACUCAUGAUGGUUGUUAAAUUCAGACCGAAUGUCUGUAUGUAGAUAAGAUACGUGCUCAUUGUUGAAAUGAUUUAAUAGAAUACAAUUAAAUCUUAUUGCGAUAUAUCGUUAUUAUUUUAAGGGUAUUUAUAAUUUGUACAGUGUCUGUGAGAUCUCUAAAUUCAACCGGAGAAUUAUGAGUUCCGCUGCUCAAAAAGAAAUUGUCAGAAAAUUAUACGCUCGAAUCUAUUUACCUCUAAUAAAAUUUCCAUUGUUAAAGUAUCAUUUACGGUAUCAUUUACGAUUCGAACGAUUGAUUUAUCCUAGGGAAUUAUCCGGGAAACUGGCAAAAUAAUUCUCCGAUUGCUUCGAGCGGUGUAUCAACAUGAAACGUAACUGUUAUCGACACCGAUUUUACGAGUGUUAAUUUUACAACUGACACGUUAACGACUACUUAUAUACAAUAAUUUACAUACGCUGCCUGUCUCUGAAUUCCCCGACCAUUUCUUCAAUCUAAUCAUUAUCAAUUACGCGGUGUCACGCCAGUAAUGAAAGAACACGAGUUUCGUCGACAUCAAUCAAACUCCUCGCUUUCCUGUGAAUCAAGUAACUUCAUAAUAACUUAUUAUUGCUCUCAGUCUCGAAUUUUUUUUUUUAUUCCCUAUAACGGCUGUUAUAAAGCGAUAGACUGUCUGAAAUAUAUUUUACGCCAAGCAUCUCGAACAUCCAUUUCGAUCAUUCGAAGAAAAAAAAUCUGUUUUUCUAUUCUGUUCGCAAAAUUGGACCAUCUAACGUUAAUCAUUUCUCAAUCAUUUUUAUGAUUAGCGAAUAACAAUUUUUUUUUUCUAUCAUAUAUGAUGUUUUUAAAGAAGAUUCAAAAUUAAUUUUGAAGAUAUAUGUCUUUGCUUCGAGUAAGAUCAUCUUCGUUUAUUAGUGAUGGAUAAUAAUUAUUGAAGUAUACGUAAAAAAAAAUGUAAAUAAUAUUAAAAAUUUACUGUAAAAUAAAAAUUACAAAAAAUUAUCCUUCGUUAUCGUAUUAUUUGUGACAAGAAAAUUUUUAUCAAAAUGCACAUAUAGCGGAAAUAAAUUAUAAUAUUCGUGUUAUAUGGUCCAUUCUAUAGUAUAGCAAGUAUUACGAUAAAAAUUGAAAAUGUCACAAUAAAAAUUAUCGAUCGUUAAGAAUUAAAAAAAAAAAGAUUUUAUCAGAAAAAUAGAAAAUGUAUGCAUACGUGAAUCAAUUUACUUGUAAAAGAAAAAAAAGCAACAGUAAAAGUAAAAAGAAAAUAACGUUAUUGUUAAAUUUUAUCAUAUUCACUGAAGGAAUUGUAAAAAUUGAAAAUAUAUUACAUAUUACGUAUGCAUACAAUAAUAUAAUAUUAAUAUAUAACGAUUUGUAUCAAAGAAGAAAUAUCGUUUUUGAGAUGCAAGGUGUUCGAGAGCUGUGGUCGAUGAUUUGACAAUGACAAACGAUUUCUACGAAAAAUAUCGUAUCUCCGUUGCUAUUCCAAUUUUAUUUUCAUGCUUCAGACUUUCGAAAAUCAGCAUUUUUUAAAAUGAAAAACUUGACAAGAAUUAUAUUUUAACUUUCGUACAAAAUUCAAUUUAUAGACUCGUCAGGUUUUAUUUAUUAAAUCUAUUAAAAAUUUCUCUAUUAUUGAAUCUUAUUAUAUUAUUAUAUUAAUGUAAAAAUUAUUUAUUUGUCUUUUUUCACAUAAUUAAAAUUCGUAAGAUCUCGUUGAUAAUUUUGAGGUUAUAUUAUUACUUUUCGUCACGAUUACGAUUGAUAAUAUCAUUGCUGAUGCAUGAAUAAUUUUACACGACUGUGAAGCUCUUUAAUCGUGACUCGCAUCCACUUGCAUUCUUGCAACGAAAAUAUGUUUAUGAAACUGUGAAUAUAUAUAAAAUAAUAAUUAAGUAACGUUUAUCAUGCAGCGGGAGGAAAAGUGUUCUCGAUAAUAAUUUCGAAAUUAUUUCUCUUAUUUAACCCCCACUUAACACUCUCUUAUAUUUCAUUUAUUAAAAUUACAAACACACGAAUUAUAUUAUUUUUUUAAAAAUUGUAACUGUAAUAAUUUUCUUACUCUCGACACUCAAUAAUAACAAUAAUAAAUAAACUAAUGAAAUAAUCACACGAAAUAAUUAACGUUAUAUUUUCAUUUUCGUACGAAUAUCGAAAAAAUCAUUUUCUACGAAAAUAUUUCAAUUUCCAACUAAAAAGAAAAAUAUACACACAUAUAUAUUCUAAAUUACACUUUCAUACUUUUUUCUAAAAAUAUGUAUACAAUUUAUCAGAGAGAGAGAGAGAGAGAGAGAGAGAGAGAGAGAGAGAAAAUUAUUCAAUUUCUUCCUGUUAACAUUCUUCUUCCUAACUGCCGCGUUUAAGCUAAUUGUUUAAGGAAAAAAAAGAAAAAAAGAAAAAAAGAAAAAGACAAAGAAGAGUAUCUAUUGAACGUUGUUGAUGUAAUACUCAGCAUUGGUACAAAGCAGAACGACGACUCAUUGAUUCGCCGAAUGCUGUGUCCAUGGUUCACGCGAUCAGGGGGGAAAGAAUAUUGUACAAAGCGAAUAAUUUAAACGUUGACAUAAUUUUAUUCAUGUUGAGCGAACGUGUCUUUGCGAAGUUGUUUCGAAGAAAAACGAGUUAGUUGCUACCGAUUCGCAAAACGAUGCGCAAUCCUCGCGUGUCGAAUCGAAACAGAUGUAUCUAUGUAAAUUAUUAAUGUGGCGAUUAUCGUGCGAUUCGUGUUUUAUGUAUAAUCGAGACUAUUUCUUCAAAUGAUAAUUAUGUAUGUACGUUGAAAAUAUAAUAUAUAAUUUAAUUCAUCUGUUAAAUUUAUCAAUUGACAUUUGUCGAUUAACCGAAAGCAUUUUCUCCACGAAUUUUAAGUUCAAUCGGUGAAAAGCAAAUCUUAAUUUCAAGAAAACUUGAAGAAAUCUCUUGAAGAAACUUCGAUUUCAUAUCGAACUCGAUAUAAGAAGAACAUGUGAUGUGUAGACAUGUUACAUUAAUAAUUGUUUAGAAGAGGAACAAAUUUAGGGGAAGAUAGAAGAAGAAUUAUUCUGCAUCGAUUUCGUCGUUCUCCUUUCGUACUGUUGACAAUACUUUAAUCGUAUGGUAUACAUACACCUUUCUAUCUCAGGCUAAAUGUAAAAUGAUAUACAUAUAUAAUAUAUAGGAUUAUAUAUAUGAUAAAAAUUAUAGAAGAUAUUGUAUAAUCUAUGAGUGUAUUGUCUCUCUGUUUCACGGCGAUUCGUGAAUUUGUAACUAUAUUUAAAAUAUGUUAUACAAAAUAUAGUACUACUAAUUAUGAUUUAUAUAAUUAUUUUUGGUAGAAUAAUUAAAAUUACUCAAAAUUAAUUUGCAAAUGAUUGACGUGAUUGACGGAAUAUUUACAAAAUAAUAUACGUCAAUGUAAUUAAUUGAAAAACUUUGUUCAAGAUUUAUUCCACUGUUAAGAACUACAAUUAAUGAUUUUUAUAAUCUUUGCAUUUUCUUCUUUUUUUUUUUUAUAAAAACUUAUAUAGCCUUUCAAUGAGUUUCAGAGAUCGACAAAAUAGACGUCACAUCCUUCUCGAGUAUCAUUCAAAAAUAUCACUUAACACGUACAAUUACAAUACCAAUACGAAAAGAAUUUUUAAAAAACUUUUUAAAUUACAAAGAUAUAUGAGAUAACAAUUAAAAUUUAGAAAAGAAACUGAUAAUGAACGAAAGAUGGACAUAUAUAAAACAUCAUAUUCGCAUCCCUUGCAUAAAAUUUUAUCUCCGUUACUGAAUAUAAGUUGUUCGAAUUGUUCGAGACGAAACUUUUCACAAAGUUUUCAAUGAUAUUUCGAUCUCGAACAGGUAUGCAACAAAUUGCACAUUGAUAAUCGCGUAAAAAAAGGAGAACAACGGAACCAUGCAUCAAAUCGUGAAACUAAAUCCAGAAACGGUCACUGGAAAAUAAUAUUUUAUCAUUGUCGCGUUGUAUAAACGGGGCUAAAAGUUGCAUUAAGUGUCAAGAGUAUAUUUAUGAAUGUGGCGUAGCCCAUUUAAAUCUGUGUAUCGUUGUCUGUCUGUGCGCAUCGUUACUUCUGCUGUUUUGUACUUAAGGUGUGUGUAAAAAAAAAAGAAAAAAAAAGAAAAAAAAGAUUAACAAAAUGAUAUGUCUGUUGAACAUGGCGCCGACUAUUCGUUAUGACGUUAUCAUCGACCCUAUUUUUCGUGAAAUUCGACCGAUCGAAUCGAAAUUUAUCGUCAUUUAUUUUAUAUCUCUGAUUUGUGGAUCUGGACAAAUUUUAAUCGAGUCAAUUUCUUUCGAAGAAUUUCUAAAUAUCAUUUAGAUUUUGUUCAAAAAUAUGUAAAAGACCAAAGAUAUCGAUUCGAUCGAUGAAAGAGAGUUUCACACGCAUAACAUAUACACACACAUACUACGAUCGGUGCAAAUCUAAAGUUCGAUCUCUAUCAUGUUGUGAUAUUCUGUAGCCAAAUAAGUUAAAAAUAAAGGGAGAAGAGCGUGAUGUCAAGAA